This is a messenger RNA of Aspergillus sclerotioniger CBS 115572, 1761 nucleotides long. RefSeq names its product SIS domain-containing protein. Gene Ontology annotation, molecular function: carbohydrate derivative binding. The record is from RefSeq and is a predicted model, not a curated record. The transcript is spliced from 3 exons. Gene Ontology annotation, biological process: carbohydrate derivative metabolic process. Lineage: Eukaryota; Fungi; Ascomycota; Eurotiomycetes; Eurotiales; Aspergillaceae. Bases 1 to 1281 code for a protein of 426 amino acids.
AUGGGGCAUCUAAAGCAGUCGUUUGUGAUCCCGUUAUCGCCCGCCAUGCCCCUCCCGGAAGCCUACCGAUGCCCGCUAUCGGGAUCCAAGGACACGGCACCAGUCGCUACGGCCCUCCAGGUGAUCUCUGCGGAGCGCGCUGCCCUGGCGCAUCUGGAGCAUAUCUAUCAGACCGAUCCCUUGGCGCAAGACCACCUCGCGCGUGCCGUGAGUCAGAUCGUACGCAGUAUCAAGCAUGGGGGCAAAUUGGUCUGUUGUGGUGUGGGCAAGAGUGGCAAGAUUGCCCAAAAGCUCGAAGCCACCAUGAACAGCCUAGGCAUCUACAGCGCAUUCCUGCACCCCACGGAGGCAUUGCAUGGCGACCUGGGCAUGAUACGACCGCACGACACGCUCUUGUUGAUAUCCUUCUCAGGUCGCACGCCGGAGCUUUUGCUCAUGCUUCCUCAUAUACCUUCAACAGUCCCGGUGAUUGCUAUUACAUCCCAUAUGCGCCCGUCAACCUGUCCGCUGCUUUCUUUCCACCCGUCCAACAUGGGAAUCCUCCUGCCGGCACCCAUCCAUGAGGAUGAAGAGUCCUCGAUCGGCGUAUGUGCCCCGACGUCAUCCACCACGGUGGCCUUAUCGCUGGGAGAUGCACUGGCUAUCGCUACGGCCCGGCGGUUACAUACUACCCCAGGCAGGGGUCCGGCUGAGAUCUUCAAGAGUUUCCAUCCCGGGGGUGCCAUCGGCGCCGCGUCUAUGGCCUUGACACCGAUGAGCAUGUCUUCCGCGUCAAGUUCCUCCGCUCCAUCAGACUACAUCCCGGCCCAACAGACCGCGGCUUCCUUCACGCAGUCAGACAUCAAGCCCAACGAGCGUCCCCUCGUCCGCGACAUGCUUGUUUCCCUCGACCAAAUCCCCAAAGUGUCUGCUUCAGGCAAAGUCCGUCUCUUGGACGUUCUCCUCACCGCCAUACAACACCCCAACGCCAAGUCAUGGGUCCAUCUCUCACCGUCGGAGAUCGUACCCCCACGGCAUCUCCGCUUCGUCUCCCAAAGCAACUAUGUAGACAUGCAUGUUUCCGCAUUCGUUGAACUUGGCCUACCUUUCGGAGUGCCUCGCAAAGAUUGGUUUCGCAUCCCCGGCUCAAGCACUAUUGACGACGCGCGACGCCUCGUAUCCGAUGCCAGUGCAUCCUCCGAGACCUCGGUGACAGUGGUGGCUGUCAUGCACGACACCAACCCUCAUGAGUGUCUCGGAGUAAUAGAAGCCGAGGAUUUGUGGAAUGACUGUGACGACUAGACUACAUAUCUCUAUUUUUACAAGUCUCCCUCUAAACCUUCUGAUGAUGUAUAUGAACUCAUGCCUGGAUUUCUAUGUUCUUUGUCUUCCUGUCCCAUAUAUUCGUUUUCUCAAACAACCAUAGAUAGUUAUUCUUUGUGUGUGUUUGUUUCAGUACAUUCUUCCCUUGCCUGGAAUGGGAGGGAUGUUGUUUCUAUACACGGCUUCUUCUUCUUCCCCUUCCCCCACUUCCUCCUUUUCAGGCCUUUCUAAACAUCUCACCCAAGGACUCUGGCUGACAUCUCCUUUCUACAUUUAUGUGUUAUCUACUCCGUUUGAUCUUGAUUUUAGAAAAGACCUCAAGAAGGCCUAACUUAGAUACCCGAUCAUGACAACAAAUGGUAUUCGUCCGAUUCAUGUCUAGCUCUAGCUAUCAUCUAACGUAUCGGUACAGUGAUCUCAAACAUAACAGGGUAUAAGCAUCAUUGGCGGGGGGACCAG